This is a messenger RNA of Entamoeba histolytica HM-1:IMSS, 1551 nucleotides long. Its product is annotated as serine/threonine- protein kinase 6, putative. The transcript is spliced from 5 exons. NCBI's taxonomy places the organism in Eukaryota, Evosea, Mastigamoebida, Endamoebidae. Gene Ontology annotation, molecular function: endonuclease activity; ATP binding; protein kinase activity. The record is from RefSeq and is a predicted model, not a curated record. Gene Ontology annotation, biological process: DNA repair; regulation of cytokinesis; mitotic spindle organization. Gene Ontology annotation, cellular component: chromosome passenger complex; spindle pole centrosome; spindle midzone. Bases 1 to 1551 code for a protein of 516 amino acids.
AUGGCUGCUCCUCGUAGGUUUGCACAAUUAUCAGUAAAUUCUCCUCUUAAAAAAGAAAUUGAAAGUAAACCAAAAAAAGAUGAUGAAAAAAAGCCAACCCAAUUGUCGUUGGAUAUGUUUGAUGUUGGAAAACCACUUGGUCAAGGAAAAUUUGGAAAUGUUUAUCUUGUAAAAUACAAAAAAUAUGACUAUGUUUGUGCAUUAAAAGUUAUAUUUAAAAGACAAUUACAAAAGUGUGGGAUGGGAAUUCAAAUGAAAAGAGAGAUUGAAUUACAAUCUCAUCUUAAUCAUCCUAAUAUUCUCAAAUUAUUCGGAUUUUUUGAAGAUAAAAACAGGUGGUUCCUUGUUCUUGAAUAUUGUAAGAAAGGUGAAUUAUAUGGGUUAUUACAACAAGCUGGUCGUUUUGAUGAAAGAAGAGCUGCUCGAUACAUAAAAGCAACAACUGAAGCUUUAAAGUAUUGUCAAGAGAUGAAUUGUAUUCAUCGUGAUUUAAAACCAGAAAACAUCAUGAUAGAUCACAAUGAUCAAGUCAAAUUAGCUGACUUUGGAUGGUCUGUUCAUACUAAUACUAAAAGAAAUACUUAUUGUGGUACAUUAGAUUAUUUAUGUCCUGAAAUUGUAUUAGAAAAAUAUUAUGAUGGAUCGAUUGACCAAUGGUGUUUAGGAGUUUUAACAUUUGAACUAUGUACUGGUGAACCUCCAUUUCAAUCUAACAGUCGUGAAGAGGUUAUGAAAAAGGUCAGAAAUGUUAAAUAUUCUUUUCCAAGCUAUCUCACAAAUGAUUGCAAAGAUUUUAUUAACAAACUAAUUCAAUAUGAUCCUUCUAAAAGAAUGAUAAUGGAAAAACAAUGGGAAAAUUAUCAAAUUUUACAUUCUAAAGAUGUAAUACUUGAAGACUCACAUGAUUGGACAUUAAAUACAUUAUUACGUGGAUUGGAUAUUUCAUUUUCAACAAAUCAUCCAAAUCUUGCAAUUGGUUGUUUAGUUGUUUGUGAAUAUCCUUCUGGAAAAGAGUUAUUAACAUUAACAUGUCGUAAAAUAAUUACAAUUCCUUAUAUUUCAGGAUUUCUUGGAUUUAGAGAAGUAGAAGUUUAUCAUGAACUACUCAACGAUUGUAAAGAAAAGUACCCUGAGUUAUAUCCACAAGUUGUGCUUGUUGAUGGAAAUGGAUAUUAUCAUCCUCGAAGAUUUGGUUCUGCAACUCAUGUUGGAGUUUAUUGUGAUAUACCAUCAAUUGGUGUUGCAAAGACUGUAUUAUGUGUUGAUGGGAUAGGAAAGAAGGAGAUUAAUAUAAUUACUUCACAAAUCAAACCAGGUGAAUCAACUACAGUUAGUACUUCAAAUGGAGAAGUGUUGUGUGAGGUUAUAAGAAGUAGAGGUGGUAGUAUAAAUCCAAUCAUUGUUAGUUGUGGGAAUAAAGUUUCACUUUCAACAGCAGUAAUUAUCUGUAAAGAAUGUUGUUUACAUAAAAUCCCAGAGCCUAUUCGACUAGCUGAUUUAAUUUCAAGAAAGUUGUUAAGAGAUGAAGGAUUACUCUCACACAUGAAUUAG